UAUAGUGUUUGUACGGCGCGGGCAUUUUUGGGAGACGAACAGAAUAAGAACAGUAUACGAAGAAGAAGAGACAGAGCGCAGUGGCACUAUCAUACCUGGCAAGCAAUUCGCAAACUUCAACAAAAAUGGAAGUGGAUGAAGAACAAGAGAGAGUCGCCAGAGACCCUCCCAAAAUCUACCGCCUCGACGAGUCAGUCGUCAACCGAAUCGCCGCCGGCGAGGUCAUCCAGCGGCCGGUGUCCGCGGUCAAAGAGCUCGUCGAGAACAGCCUCGACGCCGGCUCUUCCUCCAUUAACGUCACCGUUAAAGACGGUGGUCUCAAGCUCAUUCAAGUCUCCGACAAUGGCCAUGGCAUCCGCUACAAGGACUUGCCAAUACUAUGCGAGAGGCACACGACUUCGAAGUUGUCUACCUUUGAGGAUUUGCAGUCCAUAAAGUCGAUGGGAUUCAGAGGAGAAGCGUUGGCGAGCAUGACCUAUGUCGGUCAUGUUACAGUUACCACCAUUACCGAAGGUCAAUUGCAUGGUUACAGGGUAUCUUAUAAGGACGGAGUCAUGGAGCAUGAACCAAGGGCGUGUGCUGCUGUAAAAGGAACUCAGAUAAUGGUUGAGAAUUUAUUCUAUAAUAUGACUGCUCGGAGGAAGACGCUACAAAAUGCUGCAGACGAUUAUUCUAAGAUUAUAGACUUGCUAAGCCGCUUUGCCAUUCAUCAUAUAAAUGUUAGUUUCUCUUGUAGAAAGCAUGGUGCUGGAAGAGCAGAUGUGCAUUCUGUUGCUACAGAUGCAAGGCUUAAUGCUAUUCGAUCAGUUUAUGGGGUCUCAGUGGCUCACAAUUUGUUGGAAGUAGAAGCUUCAGACGAUGAUCUAUCCAGUUCAGUUUUUCAAAUGAGUGGUCUCAUCUCCAAUUGUAAUUUUGUUGCAAAGAAAACAACAAUGGUGCUUUUCAUAAAUGACAGAUUGGUGGACUGGACUGCAUUGAAGAGGGCUCUAGAAAUUGUUUAUUCUGCAACACUGCCAAAAGCAUCGAAACCCUUCAUAUAUAUGUCAAUCAUAGUGCCAGCAGAGCAUGUUGAUGUGAAUGUGCACCCAACUAAAAGAGAGGUAAGCCUUUUGAAUCAGGAAAUCAUUAUUGAGAAGAUACAGUCAGUGGUCGAGUCAAAAUUGAGGAGCUCUAAUGAAGCGAGAACAUAUGAUGAACAGAUGGCUGAACCAUCUCCAUCUGCUCAAAAUAAUCUACUCAAGGAUUCAAAUCUCAGCCAGUCACCGUCAGGAGGAUCAAAACCUCAAAAGGUUCCAGUCAAUAAAAUGGUUAGAACAGAUGCAACUGAUCCUGCUGGGAGGUUGCAUGCGUACUUGCAAAACAAGCCUGUUGACCAUCUUGGAACGGAUUCCAGUUUGACAGCGGUGAGGUCUUCUAUUAGACAAAGAAGGAAACCAAAGGAAACUGCGGAUCUUACAAGCAUUCAGGAGCUUAUUGAUGAGAUUGACUGUAACUGCCAUUCUGGGCUUCUGGAGGUUGUCAGACAUUGCACAUAUAUUGGAAUGGCAGAUGAUGUAUUUGCAUUGCUUCAACAUGAUACUCAUCUCUAUCUUGCAAAUGUUGUCAACUUGAGCAAAGAGCUUAUGUAUCAGCAAGUUCUUCGCCGGUUUGCCCAUUUCAAUGCUAUACAAUUAAGUGAUCCAGCUCCUCUACAAGAGUUGAUUAUGUUGGCGCUGAAAGAGGAAGAUUUAGAAACUGAAUGCAGUGGGGAUCAUGACCUAAAGGAGAAGAUUGCAGAAAUGAAUACAGAAUUACUCAAGCAAAAGACAGAAAUGCUACAGGAGUAUUUUGGCAUUGAAAUAGACAUGAAUGGGAAUUUGUCAAGACUUCCAGUCGUUCUGGACCAGUACGCACCUGACAUGGAUCAUGUCCCUGAAUUUGUUCUCUGUCUGGGAAAUGAUGUUGAUUGGGAGGAUGAAAAGAAUUGCUUUCAAGCAAUUUCAGCUGCUCUAGGAAAUUUCUAUGCCAUGCAUCCUCCCAUGUUGCCCAACCCAUCUGGUGAUGGUUUGCAGUUUUAUGAAAAGAAAAAACUUCCAUGGCAUCCUGAAGAUGAAGGAAAUCCAGCCGGUAAAAUAGGGGAUGUCACAAUGGAGACUGAAAUUGAUCAUGAACUGCUUUCGGAGGCAGAGACAGCAUGGGCUCAGCGGGAAUGGUCAAUCCAGCAUGUCUUGAUUCCAGCUAUGAGACUCUUUCUUAAGCCACCGACUUUUAUGGCUACAAACGGAACAUUUGUUCAAGUAGCUUCAUUGGAAAAACUCUACAAAAUUUUUGAAAGAUGCUAAUUAGCUCGCCCUUUAUGGAUGUACGAUAAAAAGCCUGCAGAUAAGUGAUGUCGUUUUAAGGGUUUAUGGAUUCAAUGUAGUCUAAACUUCAUAAUUACACGUUGCUACACGAUGUAGACUGAAAUCAUUCACCAAAAAGAAAAUGACUGAAAUUGUGUAUGUUCUGUUUCUUAAUUUUCUCUUCCUUUUACAAGUAAGGAAAACACAUUUUUUUUCCUUAGGGGGAAAAAAUUAAAAAUAAAUAAUAGUAAAAUUUAAUAUUCA
Messenger RNA from Ziziphus jujuba (common jujube), 2585 nucleotides. Its product is annotated as DNA mismatch repair protein MLH1. Gene Ontology annotation, biological process: mismatch repair. The transcript is spliced from 16 exons. The coding region runs from base 126 to 2321 and encodes 731 amino acids. Lineage: Eukaryota; Viridiplantae; Streptophyta; Magnoliopsida; Rosales; Rhamnaceae. Gene Ontology annotation, molecular function: ATP-dependent DNA damage sensor activity; ATP hydrolysis activity; ATP binding. Gene Ontology annotation, cellular component: MutLalpha complex. The record is from RefSeq and is a predicted model, not a curated record.